Messenger RNA from Megalops cyprinoides (Indo-Pacific tarpon), 1428 nucleotides. RefSeq lists its product as uncharacterized. Lineage: Eukaryota; Metazoa; Chordata; Actinopteri; Elopiformes; Megalopidae. The transcript has a single exon. Bases 1 to 1428 code for a protein of 475 amino acids. The record is from RefSeq and is a predicted model, not a curated record.
AUGACACAUGUUUCCUAUAAUAUCUCAAAUGUUCUCUCAGCAUAUAUGAUGCACUGUAGCGAACAUGACAAAACAUAUAUAUGGCUACAGUCACGAAUCGACGAUUUAAUCUCUGAUUAUAAAAACAGACUAGCCGUCCAAAUUUCACCUACACGGGCAAAACGCGAUCUAUUCUCAGACGUGACAGGUUUAUUUGGCACAGGUAACUCCAUUGCCAAUACAUAUAAAUUAACCAAACAAUCCCAAUACACAGCAUGGUUGACUAAUCAAAUAGCCACCGGCUUCCAUCAUCUGACUGAGGGUGAUGAAAACAUCAUUAAAGCGGUUAAAUCAGAUGCCCAAGCACUGCUUACACUUGGCCACGUGAUAUUUAAUCAGACCCAAAUCGUCGAACAUGACUUAGCCUGCAGAACAUAUGCACAAGACCUUUUCACUGCUGCACGGCAGGAGAUCCUCGACCUCCGCCUACGCAAAAUCCCCAGACAUGUACUUCUAGAUUUGAUCGACAUGUUAGAUUUGCAUAGGUGGUUUGCAUCAAGCCAGAUGAAAACCAUCCACUAUGCAGAACUCCUAACAACUAUAAUGCUAUACAAUGGUGAUGAAUGCACUGGUUGUAUAGGAUUCUAUGCAACCUUUCCCUUUAUACAUCCCGAUCAAGUAUUUUUGAAUUCAACAACCAUACGCUCCCUAGGAGUGGUGAUAAAAGAUCAGAUCAUUAAGUGGGAUCAUCUUACUGGCUAUAUUACUAUAAAAGGUACGACAUCCCUCUUUACUACUCGCAACUGUUGCCAUGAAACAUCCAGUUAUAUCAUAUGUACUUGCAAUACCUUACAACCUCUGUCAUACAAUAACACAAAAUUGCUCAAUGUACGAUCAUUGCAUGGGUAUGCAGAUGCUGUACAGGUGUCACACACACAGUGGUGUGUCGUCAGUGAAAUGAACUCCUUCUCCUACGGAGGGUUGACCUGCCCAGCCAACCACACGUUCUGCCUCGAGGUGACUGAAGACUUCACCAUGGGACAGAUAAACAUCCUAGGGAGAGUGCCGAUGGACACUGAGACCUCCCCUUGGUGGGAGGACACCUUUUAUGAAGAAAGUACCCACAUCCUAACGGACGCCAUGGAGCUUGUCCAACGGAUGGUCCAGGAAACGGGCUACCACCUUUACCAAGCGCAGGUUGAAGUAAACCUGGCCAAACAAACAGCCAAGAUUCUGACCAGCGCUUCCACCCUCUCUGCCCAAUACGCCUACACCUGGUGGGAUUGGGUGUAUAGAGGGUGCGUCAUCGUCAGCAUCCUCAUCCUCUGCAUCACAAUCAUCCAAUGCUGUUACUUCAGGCGACUCAUCCACUCCCUGCGCACAGCUACACGCACCACCUUGGCUCUAGGUCCCCUACAGCUACCACCACUGUCGCUGCUGGGUUCCUGA